This is a messenger RNA of Thermochaetoides thermophila DSM 1495, 987 nucleotides long. RefSeq lists its product as uncharacterized. The transcript is spliced from 2 exons. NCBI's taxonomy places the organism in Eukaryota, Fungi, Ascomycota, Sordariomycetes, Sordariales, Chaetomiaceae. Gene Ontology annotation, molecular function: Rab geranylgeranyltransferase activity. The record is from RefSeq and is a predicted model, not a curated record. Gene Ontology annotation, biological process: protein geranylgeranylation. The coding region runs from base 1 to 987 and encodes 328 amino acids. Gene Ontology annotation, cellular component: Rab-protein geranylgeranyltransferase complex.
AUGUCGGAAGACUUCAGCGAUAUCCCGGAGGAGCUCUAUCUGGCCACCGAAGCUCAUGUCAAGUACAUCCAGAGCUUGGAUACUAGGAAGGACGAGUAUGACUACUGGCUGACGGAGCACCUACGGCUCAACGGGCUGUACUGGGGCCUGACAGCUCUGCACCUGUUGGGCCAUCCCGACGCUCUCCCGCGUGCCGACGCCAUCGACUUCGUGCUGUCGUGCCAGCAUGAGAAUGGCGGGUUCGGCGCCGCGCCAGGCCACGACGCGCACAUGCUCUCAACUGUCAGCGCGGUGCAGAUUCUCGCCAUGCUCGAUGCCUUCGACGAGCUCGAGAAGCGCGGCAAGGGCAAGGAACAGGUGGGGAAGUACAUUGCAAGUCUCCAGAACCGCCAGACUGGCACGUUCGCCGGCGACGAGUGGGGGGAGGAAGAUACACGCUUCCUUUACGGUGCAUUUAACGCUCUGUCGCUCCUUGGCUUACUGCAUCUUGUCGAUGUCGACAAGGCCGUUGAGCAUAUCGCAGCUUGUGCCAACUUUGACGGCGGUUACGGAGUGAGCCCGGGCGCCGAGUCUCAUGCCGGUCAGAUUUUUACCUGCGUCGCGGCCCUGACCAUUGCUGGAAGGCAGGACCUUAUCGACAAAGAGCGACUCGGGAGGUGGCUGAGCGAACGGCAAAUCGCUGGUGGUGGGCUUAAUGGCCGGCCAGAGAAGAAGGAGGAUGUCUGCUAUAGUUGGUGGGUGCUAAGCAGUCUGGAGAUGAUCGGCAAGACACACUGGAUCAACAAGAGCCAGCUGGCUGCCUUCAUCCUCCGCUGCCAGGACAUGGAGAAGGGCGGCAUCUCGGAUCGACCUGGUAAUAUGGUCGAUGUGUGGCACACCGUUUUUGGCAUCGCUGGCUUGAGCUUACUCAAGUACCCAGGGUUGCAGCCAGUCAACGAGGUUUACUGCAUGCCCAAGUCGACAAUAUCUCGCAUCUUCGGCCGUUGA